Molecule: messenger RNA, 2384 nt
Organism: Salvia splendens (bonfire salvia)
Lineage: Eukaryota; Viridiplantae; Streptophyta; Magnoliopsida; Lamiales; Lamiaceae
Product: protein NSP-INTERACTING KINASE 1-like
Exons: 11
Coding region: 223-2103 (626 amino acids)
Biological process (GO): protein phosphorylation
Molecular function (GO): ATP binding; protein binding; protein kinase activity
Source: RefSeq, a predicted model, not a curated record
AGUAAAUUAUUAUUUUCCUUGAGAAGCACCUGACCCGUGACAGCAUGCUAGUUUCCUUUAUACAAACACAAAAGACUGAGCAACUUUCUUUCUUGGACUGCCAGAAAAUGAAUCUCCUUCCAAGAAUUCAUAUUAUCACAACCUCAGCCAUUGCUGAACCUCAUCUCCUUCCCCAUUUGCAGUAAACAGGUUUUAUAGCAUUCCCUUUUUGUCUAUUUUCCAAUGGAAACGCCAAGAAAGAGUGAGGUAGCGGUUUGGGCAGUCGUGUUCCUUUGCUUUUGGACCUCUGCAAACGGUUUGCUUUCCGCAAAAGGUGUCAACUUUGAAGUGCAAGCUUUGAUGGGGAUUAAAGCUGCUUUGAGGGAUCCUCAUGGGGUUCUUGAUAAUUGGGAUGGUGAUGCUGUUGAUCCAUGUAGCUGGACUAUGGUCACUUGUUCCUCUCAGAAUCUUGUGAUUGGCUUAGGGAGUCCUAGUCAGAAUUUAUCUGGCACUCUGUCUCCUAGCAUUGGGAACUUGACUAAUCUUCAGAUAAUAUUGUUGCAGAACAAUAACAUAACGGGACCGAUUCCAUCCGAGCUUGGGAAGCUGUUGAGGCUUCAAACGCUUGAUCUUUCGAAUAAUCUGUUUAGGGGCAGCAUUCCUCCCUCUUUAGGCCUCUUGAAAACUCUUCAGUACAUGAGGCUCAACAACAACAGUCUCUUUGGAGAGAUUCCAAUGUCACUUACCAAUUUGACUCAGCUUUCAUUAGUGGACUUGUCUUACAACAACAUGAGCGGCCCUGUGCCUCGUUUCCCUUCAAAGACGUUCAAUGUAAUUGGGAACCCCUUGAUAUGUAACAGAGGCUUCGAACCUCAAUGUGCUGGUGGCGUAGCACUGAUGCCGAUGUCCAUGACCUUAAACACUACACAAACAGCUCUUACCUCUUCCAAAUCGAAAUAUCGCAAGCUUUCCCUUGUGAUUGGGACGAGCGUGGCAGCCAUCUGUCUGCUUGCUGCUGGAUUCGGGCUGUUUUUCUGGAGAAGACAGAGGCGUAAGCAGCAAAGGUUCUUUGAUGUUAAUGAUCGUGAGCACGAGGAAGUCUCACUCGGGAACCUGAGGAGGUUCCACUUCAGGCAGCUGCAGCUCGCAACGAACAACUUCAGCAGCAAGAACAUCCUAGGAAAAGGCGGCUUUGGCAACGUCUACAAGGGCUAUCUCCAAGAUGGCACAGCCGUGGCUGUGAAGCGCCUCAAAGACGGAAGCACAGCAGGCGGGGAGAGACAGUUCCAAACAGAAGUCGAGAUGAUCAGCCUAGCUGUCCAUCGAAACCUCCUCAGACUGUACGGUUUUUGCAUGACAGAGACCGAGAAACUCCUGGUGUACCCCUACAUGUCGAAUGGCAGCGUAGCUUCUCGCCUCAAAGCCAAGCCGGUCCUAGACUGGAGCACGAGGAAGCGGAUCGCCCUAGGAGCUGCAAGGGGGCUGCUGUACCUCCACGAGCAAUGUGACCCGAAGAUAAUCCACAGAGAUGUCAAGGCAGCAAACAUACUCCUCGACGACUACUGUGAGGCGGUGGUGGGUGAUUUCGGGUUGGCAAAGCUCCUAGACCAUCAGGACUCACAUGUCACCACUGCUGUCCGUGGCACAGUCGGCCACAUAGCCCCGGAGUACCUCUCGACGGGCCAGUCCUCUGAGAAGACCGACGUCUUUGGAUUCGGAAUCCUUCUCCUUGAACUCAUCACUGGACAAAGAGCACUACAGUUUGGCAAAUCAGCUAAUCAGAAGGGAGCUGUUCUUGAUUGGGUCAAGAAUCUUCACCAAGACAAGAAGCUCGAAGAUCUCAUCGACAAAGAUCUCAAGAACAACUAUGAUAGAAUCGAGCUAGAGGAGAUAGUGAAAGUGGCAUUGCUGUGCACUCAAUAUCUUCCCGGGCUGAGGCCUAAGAUGUCGGAGGUUGUUCGCAUGCUUGAAGGCGAUGGGCUAGCGGAGAGAUGGGAGGCAUCUCAGAGAGUAGAGUCACACAAGUUCAAGACACAGGAGCUGUCGUCGUCAGAGAGAUAUUCGGACCUGACCGAUGAUUCGUCGUUGCUUGCACAGGCUAUAGAGCUCUCUGGUCCAAGAUGAGAAACAACUGCUUGUGGUUUUGAUCAUCACACUUCUCAAAGGGGAAGUUCACAGAGAGAUUUAAAAAAAGGCUAUUAAAUUUGAAAGCCAAGUUUUCUUUAUGUUUGAAAAUAGCAUAGCAAAGAUGUAAGCUGCAGAAAUGGUUUGGUGUUUCCUCAUUACUGUAUAGGGUAGCUUUUCUUUUUCUCUUAUGCAUGAGAGUGAUUUUGUAAGUUGGAGUGUUGAUUCUUUUUUCUUUUUUGUUAUAUUUAUGGAAGUAAUAUAAACCAUUACUUUUUUUA